AUGUCGGUCCUCUUCACAGCCGUCUCUCCAGACAAUCCAGUGCAGAGACAGGAUGUGGAGAAGGCCUUGGUAUCCCUAGGAGUCUCUCUCGAUCCAGAAGAAGAGAGCGAUUUCCACACUUUGCUGGCAGCAGUUCAUGACUGCGCAGAGGAGAUCCAACAGCUACCAGACUAUCAACCUACUCCAGAUAGAGUCCGUUAUCCGAGGGAAGAUAUACAUCGUCCAACCAAGGAAGGACAAUUCUCAGGACAAGCCUGGGCAUAUCGAUUUCUCAUAAGAGGUACAACUGGAGCUGGGCUUUUAAGCGGCAAAACUGUCUGCCUCAAAGACGUCAUCGCAGUAGCCGAUGUGCCUCAGCUAUAUGGGACUGAUAUUUUCCCCGCUUGGACUCCCACAACGGAUGCGACCGUCGUAACGAGAGUACUUGAUGCUGGCGCGAAUGUGGUUGGAACAACUACUUGCGAAAACAUGUGCCAUUCCACAUCUUCAUUUACCAGUGCUCAGGGGACCGUUCAUAACCCUUUCGCUGUUGGAUAUUCCGUUGGAGGGAGCACAUCCGGGGGAGCUGCAGUUGUCGGCGGCGGCCUUGCAGAUAUUGCGAUUGGCACUGAUCAAGGCGGUAGUAUCCGAAUUCCUUCUGCCUUUUGUGGAUGUGUUGGCUUAAAGCCUCUUUAUGGAUUAGUACCGUACACAGGCAUUAGCAGUGGCGACGCAAUAGAUGAUCAUGCUGGUCCAAUUGCUAAGAGUGUGCUCGAUGUAGCGCUCUGUCUCGACGCAAUAAGCGGCUACGAUGGAAUAGACGAUCGAUGUCUGGGUGCGCCGACACACGGCUUAGGAACUUUUGCUGCGACCAUGCAAGCUCAGCACGGAUUAGGUGGCUUCAGGAUUGGUAUCCUUACUGAAGGGUUCAGCCACCCUAUGGUAGAGAAAGGAGUUAGAGAAGUUGUACUUGCGGCGGUCCACAAGUUUAAGAGUCUUGGUGCGACAGUUGAUGAGGUAUCAAUACCAGAUCACUUGCACGGCCCAGGACUUUGGACAAUUCAGCAGCGCAUUGCCGGAUCACAAAAUCUUCUUGGACGUCAACACGGUAGGAGAGGCUUGUAUCUGACAGAGUUGGAGCAACAUCGGCUUCCUUGGACUGCUGAGAGCUUCAGAAGAGGAUUUGCAGCCACGAAAAAUGUCGUCAUCAACGGACAGUACCUUGUCGACCGUUUUCCAGGUCUUUAUGGUAAGGCGAUCAACUUGGGACGGCGACUCCGGGAUUCCUAUCAAGAGGCAUUUGAGCGAUAUGAUGUGCUUGUCAUGCCCACGGCGCCAAUGGUUGCGCCUAAGCACGGAAAGAAGUGCUCGCCGAUAGAAGCUCUCAAGUCAAGUAUGGGUAUCACCAUAAAUACUGCCGGGUUCAAUGUUACUGGUCACCCAGCCAUGAGUAUUCCUGUUGGUUUGGCUCCUUCAAAAGAAGAGCCCCAUUUACACCUCCCCGUUGGUAUGCAGAUUGUCGGUGGAUUGUGGAAGGAAGACAAGGUGCUUCGCGCUGGAUAUUCGUGGGAGAGGGCAUUUGAUUGGUCGCAAGAGUUUUUGGAAUAG
Molecule: messenger RNA, 1587 nt
Organism: Trichoderma atroviride IMI 206040
Lineage: Eukaryota; Fungi; Ascomycota; Sordariomycetes; Hypocreales; Hypocreaceae
Molecular function (GO): catalytic activity
Source: RefSeq, a predicted model, not a curated record